CACGGAAUUAGAGAAGGUGGAAAUUGCAAAAAGGGUGAAAGAGAGAAGAAAGGAAAGACGAAGAGAAGAGAAUUAUAGAAAUCUCUUCAGCCUUGUCUCUCUCUUUUGCUUUUCUUCUCUAUUUCCUUCUCUGCUUCAUCUUAGCAGCUAGCAAAGAAGAGAGGGGUGAGCGGAACAAAAAGAGAGUAAAAAGAAAACCCACGCUUUUGCAAAUCUCUUAUUUCAUUAUUAUAUUUUUGUUCCAAGCUUUUCAAGGGUGAAGAAGAUGAUGGUUGUUAACAGUUUUGAUUUAUGGCAAAAGGACGCCUUCUUUUCUGCAGCAGAAGAGGUUCAAGAAUCCGCUGAUGUAAUGGAAUCAGCAUAUAGGAUGUGGACCAAAGAGAGGAGAAAUGGGCAAAAUGCUUCAGAUUGGGCUGAACUUUGUCGAGAGUUGCAAACUGCGUUGGGUACUGCUAAAUGGCAGUUGGAAGAGUUCGAGAGAGCUAUAAGAUUGAGCCAUGGACAUCAUUGUGAUGAUAGUAGAGCAUCUAGGCACAGACAAUUUAUUGCUGCCAUUGAGAGUCAGAUUCACCGUGUAGAAGCUGCAUUAAAAGAAGCUUUGAUUGAGGAGGGAAAGCAGCCCCUUAGUUGGGUAGAUUUGGAUAGAGAGGAACGUGAUGAUUUGGCCAUGUUCCUUUCUGGAGCCUCUCCAAGCUUGCAACCAUCCAAGACAAACACUCUUUUGCUGAAGGAAAAGGACACAUAUCAUAAUGUCAAUGCUUCUUGCGAUGGAAAUAUGCCUGAAAUCAAAUUUUCUAAUGAUUUUGGCAAAGAUGUUGAGUGUGUAAUUGAUGUAGAUGAUGGAGAAAGUUCUGGAAAGACAGAUGACGUUAGUUAUGUACAUGAUAGAACAAAUAGUACACAAAGAACUUGGAGCUCUCCAAAUUUUGGUUCGUUGAAAAUUGUAAUUGCCGAUGAAUAUGAAGGUAGAACUCAAAUCAGGUCAGGCAUGGAGGCAACUCCUAAGGAAAAAGGAUCGAAGCCUUUCUUCCUUAAGCGAAGGUGUGGAGAACUUCCACAGGUGAAGGGUGCAGUUAAUUUAUUCAAUCUGUGCUUUGGCUGUGUUGGUGCAUUACAGAGACAAUUACAGAGUCCAGUGCACUUGCAGUUUAGUUGUUCACUGCAACUCACUCUCAUUUUAUUGGUAGCCAUUUUUCUAAUUGUGCAUUUUGUACUGUAUUCAAGUUGAGAGCAAGUGGCUGCUAUGUGGUGUAGAUCAAAUAAAAGAUAAACUUAUCUCCUCAAGAUGCAUCAACUUAUUUUCUUUGCAUUUUGUGCAAUGUAGUCAAAGGUGUUGGAUCUAUCUCCUCAGGGCACGAGAAUCCGUUCACAGGUAAAAGGUCAUGAUCUGUAUGGGUGCCAGCUGAAAGAUCUCGGAGCUAACUUAGACCGGAGUUGGAUGUCGUUCUAGAUUUCCUUGCCAUACAUUGUAAACGCAUUGGUAGUCACAUAUGUGUGGGUGUGUGUAUAUAUAUAUAUAUGUAUUCUUGCAAGAGUAUUUAGUAACAUGGGCAGUCAUGUUGCCAUGUGAGCUAAGCUUCAUUGCUCAUCUACUUUAUAUAGAUAUUUCAUCAAGAAGGGUUGUCGGUUUAGUAUUACGAGGGACUUAUCUACCUUCAUAACAAUUGCAGUUACUUGGAACUAAUAUUAGAAGGGUUGCUUCAGUUGUCAUUACUUCAAAUUUAGUGAAUCAUUUUAUAUGAUGAAUUGACCAACAUUUAUUCGAAAUUUUUGGUGUUCUAUUGCAUUGGUGAAUGAGGUUUGAAUUGUUAUUCCCAAACACUGCUGCCGAUAGACAGGUCAUAUACGUAUACAUUCUAAUUUAUCACAGAAGCACCUAUGGCCUAAUGGACAAGGCGCUUUACUCGGACGAUUCUGUAGGAAAUCUGGCUGUGUGAAUGGGCAAUGUUCCUCACUGUUACUGCUUAGGGAUGGACUGAAAGGUCGUGGGUGAGAUGAUGGUUGGCUUGGGCGAUGGGAUCCUGUACUCACCUGAAAUGCAAGAGUACAUGUCCUUAAGGCUAUACUGAAAACUGCAAGAGUACCGGAGAGAAUUGAGCUUGGGUCUAAAUGCAAGAGUACAUGUGCGUAAGGCUAUACUGAAAACUGCAAGAGUACUGGAGAGAAUUGAGGUUGGGUCUAAGAUGAAAUGCAAGGUUCAUAAUCUAAUACUUUACCUUAUCAAAGAAUGCACCAAUUCUAAUGUGGUCUUACGUUGUAAAUCUGACCGGUAGAGCUGCAACCAUGGAGCGUUUUGUUUGUGAAUAUCAUUGCUAGCGCAGCUUUGGAGUGAAGCUCUUACCAGUCUGUUUAAAUGUAUCUGCAAGACUGCAACUAUUAAGAUUUUGUAUAUGUUAAGAAUUAAGCUUUUGCAGCUAAA
This is a messenger RNA of Hibiscus syriacus, 2419 nucleotides long. RefSeq lists its product as uncharacterized. The transcript is spliced from 7 exons. The record is from RefSeq and is a predicted model, not a curated record. The coding region runs from base 266 to 1228 and encodes 320 amino acids. Gene Ontology annotation, biological process: Golgi vesicle transport. NCBI's taxonomy places the organism in Eukaryota, Viridiplantae, Streptophyta, Magnoliopsida, Malvales, Malvaceae. Gene Ontology annotation, cellular component: membrane.